This is a messenger RNA of Zea mays, 1062 nucleotides long. Its product is annotated as 3-ketoacyl-CoA synthase 11. The record is from RefSeq and is a predicted model, not a curated record. Gene Ontology annotation, biological process: fatty acid biosynthetic process. Gene Ontology annotation, cellular component: membrane. Gene Ontology annotation, molecular function: acyltransferase activity, transferring groups other than amino-acyl groups. The coding region runs from base 1 to 1062 and encodes 353 amino acids. The transcript is spliced from 3 exons. NCBI's taxonomy places the organism in Eukaryota, Viridiplantae, Streptophyta, Magnoliopsida, Poales, Poaceae.
AUGCGACACUUCCGCUCGCGCCUCACAGGGCAGCACAGAUCUAUCACCUUCGACUUGGAGGGCUACUACUCCACCGUCGUCCGGGGACCUGUGCAUGGUGGGCACCAGAUCCAGGAGCGCAUCUCCGACCACCUCCACCCGUGGAGCUGCAGAGCUGCUCCGCACAGUUUUGGGUCUGCGCCGCGGACAUCUACACCAUCUACGAGCUACGAGCGGGGUUCUUCAAGGAUGAUGGCGAGCUUUUCUGCCAGCCGCCCGCUCUCUCCUCCCUCUCUUCUUGCUCGCCAGUCUCCAUUCGCCGCCGCCCGCUCGUGUGGCCUGGUUGUGCGCCAUUGGCAAAAAAUCUCCUCCAAGCUGGUGUCCAACUGCCUGUUCCGGAUGGGCGGCACCGCGGUGCUACUCUCGAACCAGCGGUCCGACCGGCGGCGGGCCAAGUACGAGCUGGUGCACACGGUGUGCACGCACAAGGGCGCCGACGACCGGUGCUUCGGCUGCGUGACACAGAAGGAGGACGGCGAGGGCGUCCUAGGCGUGUCGCUGUCGAGGGACCUGAUGGCGGUGGCGGGUGACGCGCUCAAGACGAACAUAAGGACGCUAGGCCCGCUGGUGCUGCCACUGUCGGAGCAGCUGCUGUUCAUGGCGACGCUGGUCGCCAAGAAGCUGCUCAAAAUGAAGAAGGUGAAGUCGUACAUCCCGGACUUCAAACAGGCGUUCGAGCACUUCUGCAUCCAUGCCGGCGGCCACGCCGUGCUGGACGAACUGGAGAGCAACCUGGCGCUUACGGAUUGGCACAUGGAGCCGUCGCGGAUGAUGCUUCACCAGUUCGGGAACACGUCCAGUAGCUCGCUCUGGUAUGAGCUAGCCUACAGCGAGGCCAAGGGGAGGAUCCGGCACUGCCACCGGGUGUGGCAGAUUGCGUUCGGGUCAGGGUUCAAGUGCAACAGCGCCGUGUGGAGGGCGCUCCGGUCGGUGAACCCGGCGGAGGAGACGAACCUGUGGAUGGACGAGAUCGAUAGGUUUCCCGUGGAUGUUCCCAAGGUCUCUAAAGUUUCAAGCGACUGA